CUGACACGUUUAUCCGCUCCUGUGAACCGGUUUUCUGUGUGUUUGCGGAGCAAAAUGGCUGCUGACUGACACACACACACGAUUAAACACAGACUGAGCGGCCUGUUUUGAGCUCGUGUGUGCGAGCACACCUGUGUGACAGGAAGUGUGUGCAUGUCACUUCCUGAGGGCGGCGCUGAAGCGUGUGCUGGACCCAAACACUCUGUGUUCUUCAGGACCGUGGGCGGGUGUUGAGGUCCAGAACUGGUCAGCUGUGUGUUGGUAAGGCAUUAUUAACCUUCAACGCUCCUGCUCUCCAUCUCCACCGGCUAUUCAGCUUUCUCUUUAUUAGUAAUGCCAUGGUCUCUGAGGCUCGUCCUGAGCUCCCGCUGCUUCGGUCUCGUUCUCUCGGACGCUGGAAUCGGGGAAACCCGUAAAGCACAUAAUCAGACCGGAUCGCCCGGAUCAGCCGCGCGUCGAGCAUGACGGCCACCACCCGCGGGUCUCCUGUGGGCGGCAACGAGAGCCAGAGCCAGGCGCCCGACACCCAGACCCAGACCCAGACCCAGACGCUCUCGCCGAACUCCUCCGAUGAGACGUCACCCAUCAGUCCACCAGAGGAAGUGGUUCAGGCAGAAGCUCCGCCCACACAGGAAGAGGAGGAGCCUGCCUUCCCACACACAGACCUGGCCAAGCUGGACGACAUGAUCAACCGGCCGCGCUGGGUGGUUCCGGUUCUGCCCAAAGGAGAGCUGGAGGUUCUGCUGGAAGCGGCGAUCGAGCUCAGCAAAAAAGGGCUGGACGUGAAGUGUGAGGCGUGUCAGAGGUUCUUCCGCGACGGCCUGACCAUCUCCUUCACAAAGAUCCUGACGGAUGAGGCCGUGAGCGGCUGGAAGUUUGAAAUCCACAGGUGCAUCAUCAGCAACACGCACCGGCUGAUGGAGCUCUGCGUGGCCAAGCUGGCCCAGGACUGGUUCCCUCUGCUCGAGCUGCUCUCCAUGGCCACCAACCCGCACUGCAAGUUCCACAUCUACAACGGCACGCGCCCGUCUGAGAGCGUCCCUGCGGGAGCGCAGCUGGCCGACGACGAGCUGUUCGCCCGGCCGCCCGACCCGCGCUCUCCCAAGGGCUGGCUGGUGGACCUCGUCAAUAAGUUCGGCACAUUGAACGGGUUCCAGAUUCUCCACGAUCGCUUCAUGAGCGCUCAGGCUCUCAACGUGCAGAUCAUCGCAGCGCUCAUCAAACCCUUCGGCCAAUGUUACGAGUUCUUGACUUUGCACACGGUGAAGAAGUUCUUCUCACCCGUAAUCGAGAUGGUUCCGCAGUUUCUGGAGAACCUCACAGACGAGGAGCUGAAGAAAGAGGCCAAGAACGAGGCCAAGAACGACGCUCUGUCCAUGAUCAUCAAGUCCUUGAAGAACCUGGCGUCCAGAGUUCCUGGUCAGGAGGAAACCGUCAAGAACUUGGAGAUCUUCCGGUUAAAGAUGAUCCUAAGGUUGCUGCAGAUCUCCUCGUUUAAUGGGAAAAUGAACGCGCUGAACGAAGUGAACAAGGUGAUCUCGAGCGUGUCGUAUUACACACACCGGCACGGGAACCCUGAGGAAGAGGAGUGGCUGACGGCGGAGCGCAUGGCCGAGUGGAUUCAGCAGAACCACAUCCUGUCCAUCGUGCUGCGAGACAGCCUCCACCAGCCGCAGUACGUGGAGAAGCUGGAGAAGAUCCUGCGCUUCGUCAUCAAGGAGAAAACUCUGACCCUGCAGGACCUGGACAGCAUCUGGGCGGCUCAGGCGGGUAAACAUGAAGCGAUCGUGAAGAACAUGCAUGAUCUGCUGGCCAAGCUGGCGUGGGACUUCUCCCCGGAGCAGCUCGACCACCUGUUCGACUGCUUCAAGGCGAGCUGGACGAACGCGAGUAAGAAGCAGCGUGAGAAGCUCCUGGAGCUGAUCCGCAGGCUCGCCGAGGACGACAAGGACGGAGUGAUGGCCCAUAAAGUGCUGAACCUGCUGUGGAACCUGGCUCACAGCGACGACGUGCCGGUGGACAUCAUGGACCAGGCCCUGAGCGCACACAUCAAGAUCCUGGACUACAGCUGCUCUCAGGACCGUGACACGCAGAAGAUGCAGUGGAUCGACCGCUUCAUCGAGGAGCUUCGCACGAACGAUAAGUGGGUCAUUCCGGCUCUGAAGCAGAUCAGGGAGAUCUGCAGCCUGUUUGGAGAAGCUCCUCAGAACCUCAGUCAGACGCAGAGGAGUCCACAUGUCUUCUACCGCCACGAUCUGAUCAACCAGCUUCAGCACAAUCACGCGCUCGUCACGCUGGUGGCCGAGAACCUGUCGGCGUACAUGGAGAACAUGAGGCAGUUCUCCAAAGAGUCUCCAGGAUUCGAUCCUCAGACGGUUCGGGUGGGCAGCCGGUACAGCCACGUACAGGAAGUGCAAGAGAGACUCAAUUUCCUGCGGUUUCUGCUGAAGGACGGCCAGCUGUGGCUCUGUGCUCCUCAGGCGAAGCAGAUCUGGAAGUGUCUGGCGGAGAACGCCGUGUUCCUGUGCGAUCGCGAGGCCUGCUUUAAGUGGUACUCCAAACUCAUGGGUGACGAGCCGGAUCUGGACCCCGAUAUCAACAAGGACUUCUUCGAGAACAACGUGCUGCAACUGGACCCCACGCUGCUGACGGAGAACGGCAUGAAGUGCUUCGAGCGCUUCUUCAAAGCCGUGAACUGCAGAGAGGGGAAGCUGGUGGCCAAACGCAGGGCCUACAUGAUGGACGACCUCGAGCUGAUCGGGCUCGACUACCUGUGGAGGGUUGUGAUUCAAGGCAGUGAUGACAUCGCCACACGGGCCAUAGACCUGCUGAAAGAGAUAUACACCAACCUCGGACCAAAACUACAAGUGAAUCAGGUGGAGAUCCAUGAGGACUUCAUCCAGUCGUGCUUCGACCGGCUCAAGGCCUCGUACGACACGCUGUGUGUUCUGGACGGAGACAAGGACAGCAUUAACUGUGCCAGACAGGAGGGCAUACGCAUGGUGCGGGUCCUCACGGUGCUCAAAGAGUACAUCAACGAGUGUGACAGCGACUACCAUGAGGAGAGGACCAUCCUGCCCAUGUCCAGGGCCUUCCGUGGGAAGCACAUCACCCUGGUGGUGCGGUUCCCCAAUCAGGGGCGUCAGGUGGACGACCUGGACAUCUGGUCUCACACCAACGACACCAUCGGCUCCGUGCGCCGCUGCGUUCUCGCCCGCAUCAAAGCCAACAGCACACACACCAAAGUGGAGCUGUUCAUUGGAGGAGAGAUCGUGGACCCUGCUGACGACCGCCGGCUGAUUGGACAGCUGAACCUCAAGGAUAAAACUCUCAUCACGGCGAAGCUCAUGCAGGUCAGCGCCAACAUGCCCUCGAGCCCCGACAGCUCGUCCGACUCGUCCACCGGCUCGCCCGGGACCCACGCCAACCACUUCAGCGACGGCCCGAACCCCGAGGUGGAGAGCUGCUUACCAGGAGUGAUCAUGUCUCUGCACCUGCGCUACAUCUCGUUCCUGUGGCAGAUCGCGGAUCUGGGCUGCACCCUAAACACGCCGCUACUGCGAGACGGAGCUCGAGUGCUCAUGAAGCUCAUGCCUCCAGAUACCACUACAGUGGAGAACCUCCGGGCGACGUGCUUGGAUCACGCCAAGCUGGGAGAGAACAGUCUGAGCCCCACUCUGGACUCGCGCUUCUUCGGGCCGCCCGCGUCACAAGUGCUCUACCUCACCGAGGUAUCUUCGGCACGCUGUGGAGACGACGGCUGUGACUUCCAGUACAACUUCUCUGAAGAGUGGUGUCUUCCGCUCUCGUACUGGAAGGCACACUGAGGAAGCAGACUUCCAGUACACUCAGUGCGGACAAUGGAGACGAGGCGCGGCUCUUACCUGAACGCCCUCAAGAUCAGCAAACUCAUGCUCACCGCCAUCGGGUUCGGGCACGUGAAGGCAGUGGCAGAGGCGUGCCAGCCUGUGGUGGAGGGCACCAACCCCGCCUCUCCGAUCAACCAGGCGACUCACGAUCAGGCUCUGGUUCUGCAGAACGCUCUCCAGAACAUUCCCAACCCCGGCUCCGAGUGCAUGCUGCGCAACGUGGCCAUCCGAUUGGCCCAGCAGAUCUCCGACGAGAACUUCUUCCAGGCCUCGAAGUACAUCCCGGACAUCUGUGUGAUCCGCGCGGUGCAGAAGAUCGUCUGGGCUUCGGGAUGCGGGAUGGUGCACCUCGUCUUCAGCUCCAACGAAGAGAUCAGCCAGAUCUACGAAAAGACGAAUGCGGGGAACGAGCCUGACGCUGAAGACGAGCAGGUGUGCUGUGAGGCGCUGGAGGUCAUGACCUUGUGUUUCGCUCUGCUCCCGACGGCCCUGGACACGCUCAGCAAAGAGAAGGCGUGGCAGACCUUCAUCAUCGACCUGCUGCUGCACUGCCAGAGCAAAGCGGUGCGUCAGACGGCCCAGGAGCAGUUCUUCCUCAUGGCCACCAGGUGCUGCAUGGGACACCGCCCCCUGCUGUUCUUCAUCACCCUCCUCUUCACCGUCCUGGGAAGUACGGCUAAAGAAAGAGCGAAGCACGCUGGCGAUUACUUCACGCUCUUACGCCACUUGCUCAACUACGCCUACAACAGCAACAUAAACCUGCCCAACGCCGAGGUGCUGCUCAACAACGAGAUCGAGUGGCUGAAGCGGAUCCGCGAUGAGGUGAAGGCGACGGGCGAGCCGGGUGUGGAGGACACCAUCCUCGAGGGCCAUCUGGGCGUCACUAAAGAACUGCUGGCCUUCCAGACGCCCGAGAAGAAGUUCUACAUCGGCUGCGAGAGAGACGGGGCUAAUCUAAUAAAGGAGCUGAUUGAUGACUUCAUCUUCCCGGCGUCUAACGUGUACCUGCAGUACGUGAAGAGCGGCGAGUUCCCGGCGGAGCAAGCUAUCCCAGUGUGCACCAGUCCCGCCUCCAUCAGCGCCGGCUUCGAGCUGCUCGUGGCGCUCGCUGUCGGCUGCGUGCGGAACCUCAAGCAGAUCGUCGACACGCUCACGGACAUGUACUAUCUAGGUUGCGAGGCUCUGACGGAGUGGGAGUAUCUUCCACCGGUGGGGCCGAGGCCGAAUAAAGGCUUCGUGGGCCUGAAGAACGCGGGAGCCACGUGCUACAUGAACUCGGUGAUCCAGCAGCUCUACAUGAUCCCGCACAUCCGCAACGGGCUCCUGGCCAUCGAGGGCACCGGCAGCGACAUCGACGACGACACGUCCGGGGACGAGAAGCAGGACCACGAGGCGGAGGACCGUAAGGAGUACAACAUCGGCGUGCUCCGGCAUCUGCAGGUGAUCUUCGGGCACCUGGCGGCGUCCCGGCUGCAGUACUACGUGCCCCGCGGCUUCUGGAAGCAGUUCAGGUUAUGGGGGGAACCGGUGAAUCUGAGAGAACAGCACGACGCGCUCGAGUUCUUCAACUCGCUGGUGGACAGCCUGGACGAGGCGCUGAAGGCCCUCGGGCAUCCCAGCAUGCUCAGCAGGAUCUUGGGCGGCUCGUUUGCAGACCAGAAGAUCUGUCAGGGUUGUCCUCACAGGUAUGAGUGUGAGGAAUCCUUCACAACGCUGAACGUGGACAUCCGGAACCACCAGAACCUCCUGGACUCUCUAGAACAGUAUGUCAAAGGGGAUCUUCUGGAAGGAGCCAACGCGUACCACUGUGAGAAGUGCAACAAGAAGGUGGACACAGUGAAGCGUCUGCUCAUAAAGAAGCUCCCGCCGGUGUUAGCCAUCCAGCUGAAGCGCUUCGACUACGAUUGGGAGCGCGAGUGUGCCAUCAAGUUCAACGAUUACUUCGAGUUCCCCCGCGAGCUGGACAUGGAGCCGUACACGGUGGCCGGCGUGGCGAAGCUGGAGGGGGACGAGGUUCCGCCGGAGAGCCAGGUCAUCGCGGAGAACCCCCCGGCGAAUCCCGACGCUAGCUCGCGCUACAGGCUCGUGGGCGUGCUAGUGCACUCGGGUCAGGCUAGCGGCGGACACUACUACUCCUACAUCGUCCAGCGCCACGGCAGCGACGGCGACGGGCUGAAGGACCGCUGGUACAAGUUUGACGACGGUGACGUGACGGAGUGUAAGAUGGACGACGACGAGGAGAUGAAGAACCAGUGCUUUGGUGGAGAGUACAUGGGCGAGGUGUUCGAUCACAUGAUGAAGCGCAUGUCGUACCGGCGGCAGAAGCGCUGGUGGAACGCGUAUAUUCUGUUCUACGAGCGCAUGGACGCCACAGGGGGCGACGACGAGCUGCUGAAGUACAUCACCGAACUCACGCUCGCGUCCCGGCCCAACCAACCCAAGAUGCCCUCGGCCAUCGAGGCCAGCGUCCGCAAGCAGAACGUGCAGUUCAUGCACAGCCGCAUGCAGUUCAGCCUCGAGUACUUCCAGUUCAUGAAGAAGCUGCUGACCUGCAACAGCGUAUACCUGAACCCUCCUCCAGGUCAAGAUCACCUGUUGCCGGAGGCUGAAGAGAUAGCGAUGAUAAGCGUACAGCUCGCGGCCCGGUUUCUGUUCAGCACCGGCUUCCACACGAAGAAGGCGGUCCGAGGCCCGGCGACUGACUGGUAUGACGCCCUGUGUCUCCUGUUGCGGCACAGCAAGAGCGUGCGCAGCUGGCUAGCCCACAGCGUGCUGUUCUCCUUCCCCACGCGCUUCUCCGAGUUCCUGCUGGAGUGUCCCAGCGCAGAGGUCCGCGGAGCCUUCGCCAAGCUGAUCGUUUUCAUCGCACACUUUUCCCUGCAGGACGGCCCGUGCCCUGCUCCAGUUACCUCUCCCAGCACACCCACACAGGCCUGUGACCCCGCGACCCUGAGCGAUCACCUGUUACGGGCGGUGCUGAACCUGCUGAGGAGAGAAGUGUCCGAACACGGCCGGCACCUCCAGCAGUACUUCAACCUCUUCGUCAUGUACGCCAACCUGGGUCUGGCAGAGAAGACGCAGCUGCUGAAGUUAAGCGUGCCAGCGACCUUCAUGCUGGUGGCGCUGGACGAGGGUCCCGGUCCUCCCAUCAAGUACCAGUACGCCGAGCUGGGCAAACUCUACGCGGUGGUGUCGCAACUGCUGCGGUGCUGCGACGUGUCCUCGCGCAUGCAGUCCUCCAUUAACGGUAACCCCCCGCUGGCCAACCCGUACGGGGACCCCGGCCUCACGGCUCCCAUCAUGCCCCUGCAGCCGCCUGUGGCCGAGACCCUGUUCGUGCGCACCAGCUACGUGAAGAAGAUCAUCGAGGACUGCAGCAACUCUGAGGAGACGGUGAAGCUGCUGCGCUUCUGCUGCUGGGAGAACCCUCAGUUCUCCUCCACGGUGCUCAGCGAGCUGCUCUGGCAGGUGGCGUAUUCCUACACCUAUGAGCUGCGGCCGUACCUGGACCUCCUGCUGCAGAUCCUGCUGAUCGAGGACUCGUGGCAGACGCACCGGAUCCACAAUGUUCUGAAGGGCAUUCCCGAUGACCGAGACGGGCUCUUCGACACCAUCCAGCGCUCCAAGAACCACUACCAGAAGCGGGCCUAUCAGUGCAUUAAGUGCAUGGUGGCGCUGUUCAGCAACUGCUCUGUGGCCUAUCAGAUCCUGCAGAGUAACGGGGACCUGAAGAGGAAGUGGACGUGGGCGGUGGAAUGGCUGGGCGAUGAGCUGGAGCGCAGGCCUUACACUGGAAACCCUCAGUACACGUACAACAACUGGUCUCCUCCAGUACAGAGCAACGAGACGUCCAACGGCUACUUCCUGGAGCGCUCGCACAGCGCGCGCAUGACGCUAGCCAAGGCCUGCGAGCUCUGUCCUGAAGAGGUGAGCGCUCAGUCACUCAAACCUCACCAAACGCCGCUGGAGCCGGACGAUCAGGAAGCCCCUGACGAGCACGACUCGACGCCGCCUGAAGACACGGCCCUCUAUCCUCCCUCUCCAGCGGCACCGUCUCAGUAUCAGCAGGUGAAUACUCUUCCUCACGGGCAGCCGUACACCGGGCCGGCCGCUCAGCACAUGAAUAACCCUCAGCGAGCAAGUCAGGAGAGCUGGGACGGGUCUGACGAGGUUCCCCCGGCCCAGAGCAAAGAGUAGAGACUCGACCCGCUCGUUCCAGAGACCAGAACCGGAGAACACACUCUCGUAACACACCCAACUCCUGCAGCGCUGACUCUCUCUCCUCACACACACACACACACACACGCGCGGGUCUCAGCGCUGCAGAGUUCGGUGCGCAAACACACACACACACACACAGCUCUGUGUGAGCCGGCAGGAGUGGUGAUGGUGUGUAGAUAGUGUGCAGAAAUCUGGAGUUUGGGACGCGCUCCAUUUCCAGAGACGACAUCAUCAUCAUCAUCAUCAUCGUCGUCCUGUCACACACAGCAGAAUGAAG
Messenger RNA from Rhinichthys klamathensis goyatoka, 8367 nucleotides. RefSeq names its product probable ubiquitin carboxyl-terminal hydrolase FAF-X. The transcript is spliced from 46 exons. Gene Ontology annotation, molecular function: cysteine-type deubiquitinase activity; cysteine-type endopeptidase activity. Lineage: Eukaryota; Metazoa; Chordata; Actinopteri; Cypriniformes; Leuciscidae. Gene Ontology annotation, biological process: protein deubiquitination; cell migration. The record is from RefSeq and is a predicted model, not a curated record. Gene Ontology annotation, cellular component: nucleus; cytosol.